UCGGCUCGGCUUCACCAUGAUCGCCGUGUCGUUUAAAUGUCGCUGCCAGAUCCUGCGCAGGGUGAACAAAGAUGAGGGGCCGUACACCAAACACUCCACCGGGUCCAGACCUCCAGACGGAGCGCUGGCCAUCAGGAGGCAGAGUAUCCCGGAUGAGUUCCGGGGCUGCUCGGUGGUGGAGCUGAUGAAGAAGGAGGGGACAACGCUCGGACUGACGGUUUCAGGCGGCAUCGACAAAGAUGGGAAACCCCGGGUUUCAAACCUGCGGCAGGGAGGCAUCGCGGCCCGGAGCGACCAGCUGAACGUGGGCGACUACAUCCGCGCCGUGAACGGCAUCAACCUCUCCAAGUUCAGACACGAUGAAAUCAUCAGUCUGCUGAAGAACGUCGGGGAGCGGGUCGUCCUGGAGGUCGAGUACGAACUGCCGCCCGUCUCCGUGCAGGGGUCAGGGGUCAUGUUCAAGAACGUGGAAGUCACGCUGCACAAAGAAGGAAACAGCUUCGGCUUCGUCAUCAGAGGAGGGGCCCAUGAAGACAGGAACAAGUCUCGUCCCAUCGUCGUAACAACAAUCAGGCAAGGUGGACCGGCCGACAGAGAAGGAACCGUCAAACCGGGCGAUCGGUUGCUAAGCAUCGACGGGAUUCGUCUCCACGGCAGCACGCUAUCGGAGGCCAUGAGCAUCCUGAAGCAGUGUGGACAGGAAGCUACGCUGCUGCUUGAGUAUGACGUCUCAGUGAUGGACUCGGUUGCCACGGCGUCAGGGCCGCUGCUCGUGGAGGUUGCCAAGGCGUCUGGUUCCAGUCUGGGCGUGGCUCUGUCCACCUCCAUGUUCUGCAGCAAGCAGGUCAUCAUCAUCGACAAGGUCAAACCAGCCAGUAUAGCAGACAG
This is a messenger RNA of Paralichthys olivaceus (Japanese flounder), 888 nucleotides long. Lineage: Eukaryota; Metazoa; Chordata; Actinopteri; Pleuronectiformes; Paralichthyidae. The record is from RefSeq and is a predicted model, not a curated record.